Messenger RNA from Daphnia magna, 2124 nucleotides. RefSeq lists its product as uncharacterized. Gene Ontology annotation, cellular component: Fanconi anaemia nuclear complex. Gene Ontology annotation, biological process: positive regulation of double-strand break repair via homologous recombination; negative regulation of double-strand break repair via homologous recombination; interstrand cross-link repair. The transcript is spliced from 8 exons. Lineage: Eukaryota; Metazoa; Arthropoda; Branchiopoda; Diplostraca; Daphniidae. Bases 226 to 2022 code for a protein of 598 amino acids. The record is from RefSeq and is a predicted model, not a curated record.
CGCACAAGCGCAAAGGAAGUGACCGCAAUGCGCAUGGAACAUGGAAGUUUGUACUUGAUGUGUUAUCAACGUUCAGGCGCCGUCCUUAAUCGAUAACACCAACGAACUUGGUUUCCAUAUGAUAUGGACCCUUAACCCAAACAACGACGUAAGCUGUUGUUGACAUCCGUUGAUCGUUAAGUAAAUUUGUUCUAUCUCGACAACGGUGUCUGUCAAAAAUCCAUUAUGCCGGGAAACUUCCGAACGGAUCUUGAUCCAUAUCAGUUGGAUAUCCCAGAAGUUUGCUUUUCUCAAGUGACUGCAGCCUUGAAAGCAAGGCUGAAAUUAGAUGAAAAUAGAGGUUUGGCAUGCAUGGUGGUUACAGCUACUUCUCAAGGAAACAUUCUGAUCUUUUUUCAAAAAAAACUUUUAAAAUGUUGCCAGCUUCCCUUUAGAGACUGUUCUGAAAUUUUGCUUUACCACAGCUUUCAGUUCGGUAUUACCAAAGAAUUUCUCAUUGCCAUUUCGUUUACCAAAGGCUGUGUUAUUAUUGACCUCCAGACUUUAUCUGUCAUCAAAGCAUGGCCUGAUGCAAAACAGGUUGAAGUCAAAGAUGAAAAGUUGCUGGGCUACCCUCAAGUGAUUCUCCAUUUGAAUCACAAUGAACUACAACAAGAGAAAGUCAUUGUAACUCACGAAUCUGAUUGGGACAUUAAGAACAAAGAUGAUCAACCUUUGUUGGAGGGUGAAUCAGCACUAAGCAGUGUUGCUCAAGCUUUGGAAGCUCAAGCAAAGAAAGCACAUGGAAAUCUUCUCCUCCUGGAAAAACAAAUUUCUUUCAGGAAAUCUCUAGCUGUUCGUGCCUUGACAGCUCUAAAUGACAUGAUUACAGCAAAGGCAAACAAUUUGCAACCGCCGUCAUACACGACGAAGUUAGAAAAAGGAGAUUCCAUAACACCUGCACGUGAAGCUGUUCAAGCUAGAGAUUUUUUCAAUCCUGUGGAAAUAUCUGGAAUGUGGCAGUUUCUAGAUUGCAUGACAGAUUCAUGGGUUAUAGGUAGUGCAUUUACCAACAUAAGUGGAAAGACAUUGUCUGACAUUGCGUGCUGUUUCGUACUACUAAACGAGAAUAUGGACUAUCAUAUUCAUUAUUACCUCACUGGGAAAAUUUCGAGGAAUGUGCCGAGUCCAUCUACUGGGUUCUCGAUGCAAGAACUUUUGGAAACGUCUAAAUCAUUCAGUGGAACGCUGGAUCAUAAUGCCUGUCUCAUUGUUAUCGUCACGACAUCAAUCCCAAGAUUCAAAGAUAUAGAGGAGGAAAUGGGCAGUCUAUUAUUGACGUUUAAAUUGUCUAGCAGUCUCGCUGGAAUUUUCCAAUCGAGUUUGGGUAACGUUCGACUGCAUUUUAGUGAUCUAGGGAGUAAGAAUAUGGAUUUCUGUCCGACAACAGCUGACCCGAUGUCCUUCCGGAGAAAUAUUUUUGGACUGUUAUCACUUUUAACGUCGGAAGGGGACGCAGUCGUAUCAACAAUUGUCACAUCCGCGUUCCGGAGUUUCAAAAAGGCAACCAAGAAGUUAGGCAUGGAUUACUGGACAUUUAUGCAAUGCUUCUACAGUCUCGGAGUGUAUGGGCAUGUUUGUAUCCUCAUGCUAGAGAACAAUACCAAUAGUGUGAAAAUUAAGAUUCGCGCUCAGUCAGAAAGAAGAUUGCAAUGGUUCAUUCGUAACUUCCAGUCUGCUUUAUCAGAUGAUUGCUCAUUCGCCCAAGUAACUGUUGGUGCUCAAGUUGCGGAACAGAAAUUUCCAGCAAUGAAUAAUUUGAACUUUGCCGUCGCCAUGUUAUCGAAUGCGGAAGUCGAUAGUGAAGACAAUGUAGUACUACUGGAAGAAACGGCACCUCCAGUAGAUGCUGCUUUUGAAGAGAUUCGUAAAGAGUUUUUUAAAAAGCAAGGUAAGCUGUUAGGAAUGAGCAAGGAACGCUCUGGCAACAUAAAAAUUUCUACCGAACAUUAUCGCCAAUUACAGCGUUGUUGGUUUGACUGAAAAUUGCACAUAAAUGUAUUAAUUUUGCUCAAUGUAAUCCUGGAAUAUAACAUACGAAAAAUAUUGCGGAAUAAAAAACGCUGAUGACAGCAGCAAUCAGUA